Messenger RNA from Penicillium vulpinum, 1401 nucleotides. RefSeq names its product choline-phosphate cytidylyltransferase. Gene Ontology annotation, biological process: CDP-choline pathway. Lineage: Eukaryota; Fungi; Ascomycota; Eurotiomycetes; Eurotiales; Aspergillaceae. Bases 1 to 1401 code for a protein of 466 amino acids. The transcript has 4 exons. The record is from RefSeq and is a predicted model, not a curated record. Gene Ontology annotation, cellular component: nuclear envelope. Gene Ontology annotation, molecular function: choline-phosphate cytidylyltransferase activity; phosphatidylcholine binding.
AUGUCGCCAUCUACCUCCCCCGCCGGCAAGCGCAAGCGCAGCGCCUCUCACCUUCCCGCGCCCGUCCCGAAGAACGUCACAGCUGACCUCCAGCCGUCUUCACGCGACGCGUCUGGCGAAGAAGGCGGCGACGACUCAACAGAGCCCGCCAAUGUCAGCUCCUACAGCGCCAAUGGCGCACGUCACUCUUCUAAGCGCGCCCGCAAGUCUGCCGCCGAUGCUACAAGCCACACCGAGGUAAAUGGGGCCAUCAACAAGGAAGAUCCGGGUGAGCCAUCUGAGACGACUGUCGCCAGCAGCGAUAUUGAAGGUGGUCCUCGGACGCGCCCCGGUUUACAUAUCGAUCUGCCCGAGGAUGAUGAGCCUGUUACAGAGGAGCAAAUGGCACCUCCGGUCUUUGGGCGCUUGCAGGAUCCCGUCGGUUACAAGACUAAUCCUCCCCCAACCGGUCGCCCGGUACGCGUGUACGCGGAUGGUGUUUUCGAUUUGUUCCAUCUUGGUCAUAUGAGACAGCUUGAGCAGGCUAAAAAGGCUUUCCCCGAUACUUAUCUUAUCGUGGGUGUUACUGGCGAUGAGGAGACACACAUGCGCAAGGGUCUGACUGUGCUCAGCGGCGCCGAGCGUGCGGAGACUAUCCGUCACUGCAAGUGGGUUGAUGAGGUUAUCCCCUGCUGUCCGUGGAUUGUGACACCGGAGUUCCUGGCUGAGCACAAGAUUGACUACGUUGCCCAUGACGAUCUGCCCUACGAGGCUGCUGAGGGUGAUGACAUUUACGGGCCUAUUAAGUCCCAGGGCAAGUUCCUGGUGACGCAGCGUACAGAGGGUGUCAGCACCACUGGUAUCAUCACACGGGUUGUCCGCGAUUACGACCAGUACAUCUCCCGUCAAUUCAAGCGCGGCGCCUCCCGUCAAGAACUUAACGUCUCAUGGUUGAAGAAGAACGAGCUCGAGAUCAAGCGUCAUGUCGUCGAGCUGCGUGAUAACAUUCGCAAUAACUGGACCAUGACCGGUCAAGAGCUCGGCCGCGAGCUGCGCCAGAUCUGGCAGAACAGCCGUCCUAACAGUCCCGCGCCCAGCGGCCGCAACAGCAUGGACUGGGGAAUGCGCGGGCCCCUCACCAGCCCUACAGGUGGCGGCAAGUCGCACCUGUCGCGUGUGGGUGCAGAUGUGCCUAAUCGCUCAGAUAGCCCCAUGGGCUCUCGCCGCAAUGAGGAUUUCGCUACUGGUUACAGUCUCGGAUUGAUUGGAGGUGUGCGUGCUUGGAUGGCCCGCAGUCGUCAAUCCCUCCAGGAUCACCCCAGCGGCAUGCAAAGUCCUACCGACGAAGAUCCUGAGUCCGAGCACAACAAUGGCUACGAGGAGGAGGUGCGUGGCCGUGCCGGUCACGUCUCUUCACAGUAA